Sesamum indicum (sesame) is the source of this 1268-nucleotide messenger RNA. RefSeq names its product GDSL esterase/lipase At5g03980. Lineage: Eukaryota; Viridiplantae; Streptophyta; Magnoliopsida; Lamiales; Pedaliaceae. The record is from RefSeq and is a predicted model, not a curated record. Gene Ontology annotation, molecular function: hydrolase activity, acting on ester bonds.
UGCACUACUCUUCUCUCCAUCUUCUUUUCUCCUUCAAGAAACAAUAAUGGCUUCUGUAUUGCAUAAACUUGUUCUCCCUGUUCUUGUUUUGUUCUGCUGCUUGUUUUCUUGUGUACCCCAAUGCGCCAAUGCUCAUCCUCUCAAGAUUUGCAAGUUUGAUCAGAUUUACCAACUCGGCGACUCUAUUUCCGACACUGGAAACUUGAUCCGGGAGAUCCCAAUUGGGGCGGCCACGGCAUUUGCAAGACUACCAUACGGCGAAACGUUCUUCAAGAACGCUACCGGACGUUGCUCCAAUGGCCUUCUUAUGAUUGAUUAUAUUGCAAUGGCUGCCGGCCUUCCUUUUCUUCCACCAUACAAGAACUUGGAUGCUGCAGAUUUUGAGCAUGGCGUCAACUUUGCCGUGGCAGGUUCCACCGCAUUGCCAUCUCAGGUGUUGGCUGCCCAACACAUAUUUUCUCCGGUGACUACCAGUUCUCUCAACGUCCAAUUGCACUGGAUGUUCACCCAUUUCACUUCCAUUUGCCUUAAUUCUAGAGAUUGUGCUGAGAAACUCCAAAAUGCUCUGUUCAUGGUUGGAGAAAUCGGUGGAAACGACUACAACUAUGCGAUUUUUCAAGGAAAAACAAUGGAGGAGUUGAGAAGCAUGGUGCCCGAUGUUGUUGCUACCAUCGUCGAUGCUGCCAGGAAAGUAAUUGAAGUGGGGGGUAAAAGAGUGGUAAUCCCUGGAAACUUCCCCAUCGGUUGCCUCCCGAUUUACAAAACAGCCUUCCAAACCAACAUCUCUGCAGCUUAUGAUAAGAAUCACUGCCUAAAGCAUCUGAAUGACUUCGCCAAAUACCACAAUAAAGAGCUGCAAAACGCCAUCCACACACUCAAACAAGAGAAGCCCAAUGCUGUGAUCGUCUACGGGGAUUACUACAACGCCUACCAAUUUCUACUCCGAGUUGCAACUUCUCGCGGAUUUGAGAGAGAAAGAGCUUGCUGCGGAACAGGAGGAAAGUACAAUUUCAACAUGACGACAAUGUGUGGAGGUGCAGGUGCUAAAGUAUGCUCGAAUCCAGAACGAUACAUGAGUUGGGACGGAGUGCAUUUGACUCAACAAGGCUAUAAGAUCAUGGUUGCAUGGCUUGUCAACAACAUCUUCCCGCACCUCCUCUGCCAUAUUUGAAGUUCAGUAGAGUUUAUAGGCUACAAAACUAGCUUAGAUAGUGUUUUCCUUUCUCUUAUGUACCUCGCUACAAUGAACUGUCACUAGAGAAUAUUUA